CGCAGUGCACCGGCUCAGUAGCUGACGAGCGGUCAACGAGUCCGCAUGCAUUGAGUAUUUCAGUGACCGUUUCUCUUUGAUCUAUAAAACGCACGAGUAUUACUCUGUCUCUACGCUCGAAAACACAUUUAUCUAAUCAUCAUUAAAUAUCUUUAACGGAUAAGUAAAUCUCCUUCGCCAAUUCGUGAUUUGAUCAACUUCUUUUCACGUUGCGUAAUUAUCAUAUCGUAUAAAACCCAAAAAAAAUGAAUUUAUCAAAGUGUUCGACGAUAUCAAAAUAGUUGUUGUACUGUGUGACAGAAGAAGUGUCAUCUAUAAUUUCCCUUUACGCGACGUUCCUUGUUCAAAUCUUCGUUUUCUAACCAAUAAUUGGACUUAGUGCGAAAUUGUUAGUUAUCAAAAAAUGCCAACACAACUGAGCAAAUUCAUCGACGUACAGUGUAAGGAAUACUCGCAUCAUUGGACUAAUUCCUGCGUGGCUGCAGCAGCCGGUCUUGGCAUAGAUGCUAUUCCAGAAUGUCUAAAGUUAUAUGCUACCGUUUAUAUAGCUGCACUUUUAAUGAAAGGAAAGAUACCAUCUAAAGAAGAUAUUAAAAAAACGAUAUUGGGUCUUUUACAAUCAACAGCUUUCCUCUCAUGGAGCGGUUUCUCGUAUUCCGCAUUUAUUUGCAUUUUAAGACGAAUACUUGGAAACUUCAAUUUUCUGACUGUAUCAUUUCUUCCAUCCUUCUUAUCUAGUCUAACAGCUAUUGUUAUUGAGAGACCAUCAAGACGUCCUUUAUUAAGUUUAUAUGUAGCUAAUCUUGCAACAGAAACAUUAUUUAGAAUGGGCAUAGCAAGAGGUCAUUAUACUCCUAUUCCUCAAGGUGGAACAUAUAUUUUUGCUACAAGCAUAACAUUAUUACUUUAUUUUUAUCGUUCUAGACCAAAUAAAGAACCUUCCAUGUAUAGAAUAUUUAGAAUUCUUGCUGGAAAAUAUGAGGAGUGUGGUUACCUUGUAGAAAAAAACAAUUUGCAUUGUGAUACACAAAUAUGCUCUGCUGAUGAAGGUAGUGCUAGUGGAAGUUCAAUAGAAAAGCAUGGUGUAAAUAAAAAAUCUCAUAAAAAAAAACUUAAUAUAUUUAUGAAAUCCCUUAAAAUAUAUAGGAAAAUUAUAGAAAGAUUAAAACUUCAAGGAAAACAUAGUUCCUGUCCACAUCCUUUUAAUUGUGCUCAUUAUAUACUAAAGGGUGGCAUGGAAGUAUUUAGUUAUGCUCUAAGUGGUCAAUUAGCGAUUAAUCUGUUCUUUGGCAUGAAGAAAUUACUUACGAAACCACCUUUGAUAAAAUCAAUGAUUUUCAAAAAGAACAAUCUAAAUUUGCCUAUAUUUUUAGGUGGUUUUGCAGCUCUUUAUAGGCUAGUAUCCUGUUUGUUAAGAAGAUUCUUAAAAAAAGAUUCUCCUUACUAUGCAAUUCCUGCUGGAUUUAUUGGUGGUUUAACAUUUAUGUUUUAUAGUAAUAAUACAAUAGCUCUAUAUUUUAUGUGGAAAGCAUUGCAGUUGUCAUGGAAUGAUCUUGCGGAAAAAAAUGUAGUACCUGAAAUAAAGUGGUUUGUAAUCUUUUUAUACUGCUUUUGUACAGCAAUACUCUUUCAUGCAGCAAUCCUUGAGCCACAGCUCUUGAGGUCUUCUUAUUGGAAAUUUUUAUAUGCUGUAUCUGGUGGAAGAAUAGCAACAAUGUCUCGAGUAUCAUUAGACGCAUUUGGUUUGGAAUCAACUAAACAUCUUGCAGAUGUACUCAGAAAAACUAAUACUACUGAUAAGAAAACUUUUGCUUUUUAAUUGAAAAAAGAGAAUAGGAAAAGAAGGAACUAUAUUGGUAGUUGUUAUUAUUUAAGUAAAGUAUCGGGGAACUAACGAGAGAAUUCAAAUUGUUUGUUUCUGCAUAAAAAAAUAUAAAAGAAGUCUUAAAAGUAUG
Molecule: messenger RNA, 1955 nt
Organism: Bombus pyrosoma
Lineage: Eukaryota; Metazoa; Arthropoda; Insecta; Hymenoptera; Apidae
Product: transmembrane protein 135-like
Exons: 9
Coding region: 404-1819 (471 amino acids)
Source: RefSeq, a predicted model, not a curated record